Microplitis demolitor is the source of this 909-nucleotide messenger RNA. RefSeq names its product serine-aspartate repeat-containing protein F-like. The record is from RefSeq and is a predicted model, not a curated record. Bases 1 to 909 code for a protein of 302 amino acids. The transcript has a single exon. Lineage: Eukaryota; Metazoa; Arthropoda; Insecta; Hymenoptera; Braconidae.
AUGGAUAAUAAUGAUUGUGAUGAUAAUCGUGAUAGUCACGAUGAUGAUCCUGAUGAUCACGAUAGUGAUCCUGAUAGUGAUCAUGAUCAUAAUCAUGCUGGUAAUCAUGAUCGUGAUGAUGAUGUCGACCAUUAUCGUGAUCAUGAUAGUGAUCAUGAUUGUGAUUAUGAUGGUGAUCAUGAUCGUGAUUUUGAUGGUGAUCAUGGUGAUCAUCAUGGUGGUCACGAUUAUCAUAAUGAUCUUGAUGGUGAUCAUGAUGAUUACGACGAUGAUCAUGAUGGUCAUGAUGAUCUUGAUGAUCAUAAUGAUGAACGAGAUGAUUAUGAUAAUCAUAAUGGUGAUCAUGAUGAUCAUGAUGGUGAUUAUGUCAAUCAUAAUGAUGAUCACGAUGAUGAUUAUAAAUAUCACGAUAUUGAUUAUGAUGAUCAUGAUGUCAAUCAUGAUGAUCCUGAAGGCAAUGAUGAUGAUCAUGAUGGUGCUCAUGAAGAUCAUAAUGGUGAUCACGGUAAGCAUGAGAGUGAUCAUGAUGGCAUUCAUGAUAAUCAUAGUGAUGAUCAUCAUAGUGAUUACGAUGAUCGUGAUGUUGAUCAUGAUGAUCAUAAUAAUGAUCAUGAUCGUGAUGAUGAUCCUGAUCAUCACGAUGGUGAUCAUGAUGAUCAUGAUAGUGAUUAUGAUGUUGAUCCUGAUAGUGAUCAUGAUCAUAAUCAUGCUGGUAAUCAUGAUCGUGAUCAUGAUGGCGAUCAUUAUCCUGAUUAUGAUGGUGAUCAUGAUUGGGCUAAUGAUGGUAAUCAUUAUCGUGAUCAUGAUGGUGUUCAUGAUGAUUAUGAUGGUGAUCAUGACAAUCAUGGUGGUGAUCAUAGUGAUCAUCAUGGUGAUCACGAUCAUCAUAAUGAUCUUGAUGGUGAUUAG